UGCUGCCAGUCGCCCCAAGAUGGCGGACACAAUGAGCCGCCGCCGCGCCGGUUGGUCGUGAGGCGACCGUGUGGAGGAGCCGAGCGCCGGGCCCGACCGCCCCCGUCGGAGGAGCGUCGCGCGAGGCGGAGGAGGCCGUGGAGGCGGCUGCCCGGCUGUCGGCCGCUCGCUCGCCGGCCCCCCGCCCCGCCCGGCUCGGCCCCUCAGCCGCCUGCGCGCCCGCCGGGCCCCGCCCCGGCCUUGCGCCGCCGCCGCCGCCGCCGCCAUGAAGCUGACCGACAGCGUGCUGCGGAGUUUUCGCGUCGCCAAGGUGUUCCGCGAGAACUCGGACAAGAUUAACUGCUUCGACUUUAGCCCCAACGGGGAGACAGUCAUCUCGAGUAGCGACGACGACUCCAUCGUGCUCUAUGACUGCCAGGAGGGCAAGCCAAAGAGAACCCUGUACAGUAAGAAAUACGGUGUGGACCUCAUCAGAUACACUCAUGCAGCAAAUACCGUUGUUUACAGCUCUAACAAAAUAGAUGAUACUAUUCGCUACUUGUCCUUACAUGACAACAAAUACAUUCGAUACUUUCCUGGACAUAGCAAAAGAGUGGUGGCCUUGUCCAUGUCACCUGUGGAUGACACUUUCAUUUCUGGGUCUCUUGAUAAGACCAUUCGACUUUGGGAUCUCCGGUCUCCUAACUGCCAGGGCCUCAUGCAUCUACAGGGCAAACCAGUUUGCUCUUUUGAUCCAGAAGGGUUAAUUUUUGCUGCAGGUGUCAAUUCUGAAAUGGUCAAACUUUAUGACCUUCGCUCUUUUGAUAAGGGGCCAUUUGCAACUUUUAAGAUGCAGUAUGAUCGGACCUGUGAGUGGACAGGACUUAAGUUCAGCAAUGACGGCAAACUCAUCCUCAUUUCUACCAAUGGCAGCUUUAUCCGGCUUAUUGAUGCUUUCAAGGGAGUAGUAAUGCACACAUUUGGGGGUUAUGCCAACAGCAAAGCUGUCACCCUGGAAGCCUCUUUUACUCCAGACUCCCAGUUUAUUAUGAUUGGUUCAGAGGAUGGCAAGAUCCAUGUUUGGAAUGGGGAGAGCGGUAUAAAAGUAGCUGUGUUAGAUGGCAAACACACAGGCCCCAUUACCUGUUUGCAGUUCAACCCCAAGUUCAUGACCUUUGCCAGCGCAUGUUCCAACAUGGCCUUCUGGUUGCCCACCAUCGAUGACUGACCCUGAUGCUGCCCAGCUGUUUCUGUGCAGUGAGGGUGGCCAGCUGGAAAAGACUUAGAGGGGACUGAGAUAAUAUUGGGACAGGAUUGUUUGCCUGGGCUGGAGAGCAUCCUUCCACGUGGCCUUCCCAUGGAUAUGCUGUACAUCUGCUCAGAAGAAAAAAAUCACUUUGCCAAGCUACUUCAGAAGGACUCUUGGUGCAGCAGAUGUGAUCGGGACACAGAUUUUCCAGUUAUUGUUGCACCAAGUUUCUCCAGAGAAGUGACCAAAUUCAUUAUUAGGCUAUAGUGGGGCCCUCAAGAUGCCUUCAAUUUUGAAUGUAUUUGCUGCUGAGGAGCCGGUUAAUUCUGCACAUCCCUUCCCCACCCUCAUAAAUGCAUGGGAAGCCACAGUUCUGGUUUUGAGAUGCUAGGGCAGCUUAGUGCCCCUUGCCCUCACCCUGCAUGUCUUGUUACUGGGUUUCCCUGUGUCAUUGUGGCAUUAUUCCACAGUCAUCAUGUUACUUAGGUGCCAAACAUUUAUAGAAAAUAAGUUUUCAUGUAUCUUGGGAUCGUAAAAGAAUCUACAGAUGGAUCUUACUUGGCAGAAAGCCUUUCAAAUAAGUCGUAAGGGUGGGUGAUCUGGGCAUGCCUUGGGCUUUGGGUGUUGAGUGGAAAAAGGCCCACAAGCCUAAGGGGGAUGGGGAGAGCGAACAAGAUCCAAAGAUUGAAGGUUAACAGCAGUUUGGUAUGGUCCCCCGUUAUCAAAGCAAACCCAUUGUCCUCCAGGGUGCCUGCUGAGCUUGGUCAUGUACUAAGGCAAGGUGGGAAUCUUAUUUUGUACAUGAGAAACAUCACACUUUUUUGUGGGCCAGUUUUGUGGAAUAAGUCUGAGUUGUUUACACUGAUGCCUUCCAUGCCCACCACAAAUUGUGUACAUAGCCAAUCUUUCCCCCAGCUCUCAACUAAGAGCUGGCUCUAGGCCUGUGUUAUAUGUUAUAUUUAGCCUUUUAUAUAUGACCUGGGAUUUCUGUUUGUAAUUUAGUGUGUAGACCUUCAUUUAAAUCUUAUGAGUGUAUGUGCAUACAUACAUAUGUAUAUGUGCAUAUGCAUACGUAUAUUUAUAUAUAUAUAUAUAAAAUACUUGUUCUCAGACUUCAGCUGAAGAUGAUAGGGUUCUACAGCCCAGGAGAAAGACUGCAUCCUUGCUAAUAGUGUUUGCCACAGUGUUAGCCUUCCCUAUUACCUUCUUCCCUUUGGGAGACUGGAUGAAGCAAAGCUUCAAGUGUUUGCUGUUCCCGUGGCAGCUAUUUGAGGGUCUGAAGAAUGACUCCUUUGUACUCAAGCCGCACUUUGGGGUCCUCACUGCAGUAUUAGCCUCCCCUUUUGCCCAGUGAUGCUCUAUCUGCUCCUGUAUACGUGAGUUACUUUUGCAUGCCUUUUGUAUCUGGCUCACAGCAUUUGGAGACAAGCUGCUAGAUCCAAGCAUUUUCACUUUGCCAAUUAUAGGUCAUUCCUGUCCACCUGCUUUCUUCUUUUCCUUGCUGCUUUUUGGGAGAGGGAACAUUCCUAAUCAAGGUUUAUUUGGUCUGCUGCUAGCUCAUGGCUUUUUUGAGCAGGACAGGUGGCCUGUUACUUCAGUAAGUUCCAAACAUUUAAGCAGCUAACACAUUUCCUGCAGAUCUCAGAAACAGGCUGUACAAGGUUAGGACUUUCCCAAGAGUACAUAGCUUCUGGAGAAAGCAAACUGUUAUUGUCACUGUUCAGUUACAGGGAUAGACUGAAUUGCUAGCAGUUCCCUUUUUUGUAUCAUUUUGAAUUUUUUUCUAAGUGACUCGUAGAAACUUGCAAAGGUUAGGAAAUUGCACAAGAGUCAGGUCUCCAUGCCCAGGUAAAAGGAGAGCCUUGAGGUAUGGGAAAAGUGCAUCCUCAUGUGUUCCUUGAGUUUUCUGCAUCAAGAAACACCUUGAUCUCUGAAGCCACUCCCAGAAGGAAAACUCCCCUUGACAAGCAUUGUUAAAAUGACUACAUAGUGACAUAGGGUGUCAUCUCUUUGUAGGAAGAAAUUUUUACUUGAGCUAGAAAGACUUUUCCAGUAAGUCCAAUAGUCCCAUGAACCUCUGCAUUUAGCAGCACCUGAAGUAUUGUAAUGUCAAGACCCUUUGAAGUCAACCAUGAUACUGCUGCUUUUAAGUCAGUAGCAGUGUCUGAGUCUAGAGCUGGCAGCUAUAGUGUGUUACAUCUUCUAACUUGAGGCAUUGGAUUUUGUUGCUGAUCAUAAUACACAGUAACUAAUGCUCCUUAAUGCUGUUAAUGUGUGGCCCAGGUUUGAUUUCAUGUUUGAGUUCAGCUGGGGUCCAGGGCCGAGGCUGCCCCUGAGCAUUUGGUAACCCAUAUCCCUCUAUCUUGUUUGAUAAAUUGGUCAAAGGGUUUUCCUGCUCUGUUCCUGUUGCGGGAACACCGGUAGAUGGAAAGCUUACAGCAACAGAACUGCUACCUCCAGUUAGCGGGGGAAAAUGAGCUAGGUUUCUUUAGAGCAACAGCCGAUACACCUACAUUUUUGCUAGGAGGCAAGAAUAGUUUUGUCCUCAAGAUCUGUCUCCAGGGUAAAUGCCAUUUUGUCACAUUUUGGAUUUUUGACUAUUCCUUUGACUUCAAACUUUACACCUUUCCCAGACUAGAAUCUGCUGCUUCUGCAAUACCAUUCACAAUGUGACUGGCUUUGCUUUCUCAAGUGAGGAUAAAAUUUAAGGAACCAAAGAGUAUAAAAGUUCUGGUAGGAGUAACUGUUCAGAGCGAGUGCUUAGAAACUGGGCUAACAAAAAAGGAUGCUUAGUAACUUACCUGCAACCAGAGCAGCCACCAAUCAUGACUUGCUUAACAACAACAAAGAUCUGAAUUUUCUUGUACAAUGCUCAGACCCUAUGAAAAAUAUGCACUGUCUGGCCUUUAUUUGUGGUACCUAUGAGUGCAGAGCUGACACCUGAGUUGGGAAUGAAAGGGAAAAAAUUACAAUUGGAAGUACUAAAAACAAUGUGGUGUAAAUAGGACACAAUCAAGUGAGAAGAGAGUCCGCAGGGGACUCAUCGGGAACCAGAGAUGCUCGCUUUCCUCAGUGAGAAUGGGCUACUCACCUUAAGAGUCAGGGUCUAAGCCACUGAUUCAUAUGUGACACUGUACUACUCAACCACCAGCCAGUGGGGUAUUUAAAAAAAAAGUACCAGUUGCAAUCAUAAUGCCUAUUAAGAAUUUAGGAAUUUUAAGAAUAAUUGGUUUGCCACCCAAAUGCUACCACUGUUAAUCUUUUGGUGUUAAAUGUUCUAGACAUUUCUGUGCAUAGAUUUUUGCUGUGUUUACAUAGUUGUUAUUCUGUACAUACAAUUUUGUCCUUUUUGUACUUAACAUAUAAACAUUUUUUCCAUGUU
Sorex fumeus (smoky shrew) is the source of this 4610-nucleotide messenger RNA. RefSeq names its product WD repeat domain 82 (gene WDR82). NCBI's taxonomy places the organism in Eukaryota, Metazoa, Chordata, Mammalia, Eulipotyphla, Soricidae. The coding region runs from base 266 to 1207 and encodes 313 amino acids. The transcript has 9 exons. Gene Ontology annotation, molecular function: protein binding; chromatin binding. Gene Ontology annotation, cellular component: Set1C/COMPASS complex. The record is from RefSeq and is a predicted model, not a curated record.